AUGCCACGAGCCAACUCUGCCCAUCACGGCGACGAGAACCAGGUUGCUGGCAGCAAGCGCAAGGCGUCGGAGAAUGAUGAUGAGCUCGACGAAACGAACAACCAGCGGCGGGCUGAAGACCUGACCAGUGCGGUCUUGCGUAAAGUCAAGGAAAAGAAAGCCCCCGCUCGCAUGGCCAAAUUGGAGGCGGUCACCCAGGGAAAGGACACCGAGGCCAAAGCAAUGACACAUACUGGCGAAUCGUCAACAGCGCCAUCAGCAGAUACUACCGCCCCUCCCGUGCCGGCAAGCAAGAAGAGAAAGUCAGCCAAGAGUCUUGAGGAGGACAUUGUAGAGUACAAGCAGAACUUGGAUCACAUCAAUGUUGACGGCAUUGUUAUUGGAAGUAGAAACAACUCUGUCAACAAGUUCCUGAAGAAGACUGGCCCAUCGGAGGGUGCCAAGAGUGAUGUAUUCAGGACUGCCUGGAGGCUUGAGGCGUCGAAUGGCACUGUUGCUGGUGGCUCUGGGGCGACCUCCAAGUCUACAACAAUUCCUGACAUAAGCAACAUCUACAUUGAAGGGGAGGAUUCUGACGAGGUGCCCAGUUUCGACACUUGUGACGAGAUCCGCAAGACGACCGACGCUUAUCUCAAGACGCCAGGUCUGACGCAAGCCCAGUUCUGCCGUGAUUUGUACGCGCAGUUGCGAUGCCCGACGGUCGCAGCCAUCCAGAGCAAGUCGCUCAAUGACUUUCGCGGCAAGAAAGGUGCUCGAGCUGGAUGCCCAUCUACCAUCUUCUACGCUGCGUAUGUCUAUUUCGAGAAGUUCAGGUUCGCAUAG
Molecule: messenger RNA, 822 nt
Organism: Neoarthrinium moseri
Lineage: Eukaryota; Fungi; Ascomycota; Sordariomycetes; Amphisphaeriales; Apiosporaceae
Exons: 3
Coding region: 1-822 (273 amino acids)
Source: RefSeq, a predicted model, not a curated record